AGCAGCUGUCAUUGGUUUGUUUAUUGUUUCCAUUUUUGCGAAAUUUUGUCGAUUCCGCUUUUCCCAUCAUAUCCGUAACUAUGGACGACGGAGAGUGUGACGACUCGUUUGAUACAGAAUUGGCGAACAUUGAAUUUCCGCCCGAUGUUCCGAAAAUACCAAAAAUCUCACCUGCAAAACCAGCUCAAAGCAAAGUCGCUGAUCCAACGCCCGAAGUCGUUGCUGCAGCCAAACAAACUCCUGCCAAUCCGCACUGUAUCCUUGUCAAUCCUAAACAGCGAGGGAAUCCCAUCUUGAAGUCUAUCCACAACGCUCCAAUUGAAUUUCGGGAAAUUGUCCCGGACUACAUUGUGGGCCGAACCACCUGCAUUUUGUAUCUAUCCUUGAAGUACCACAACCUCAACCCGGACUACAUUUGCCAGAGACUGAAGAAUCUGGGGAAGCAGUUUGAACUCCGAGUCCUGCUAGUGCAAGUUGACAUGCCGGAACCAUAUGACGCUUUAAAGAACCUUACCCGGGUCAGUCUACUCGCCGACCUCACAUUGAUGCUCGCCUGGAACGCCGAGGAGGCUGGAAAAAUCAUUGAAACGUACAAAUUGUUCGAGAAGCGACCGCCCGAUCUGAUAAUGGAACGCGUAGACUCAAAUCCCCAUCAGAAGUUGGUCUCAGCGCUAACCAACAUCAAGCCAGUCAACAAAACGGAUGCAGUUACUUUGCUACAAAAUUUCGGGAGUUUGGAGAAAAUCAUCAACAGCACGGAAGACAGAUUGUCCCUUUGCACCGGCCUGGGACCGAGAAAGGCAAAGAAGUUGCACAAAACAUUGCAAGAACCAUUUAUGGCGAGCAAGUGAAUCAAUUGAGUUGAUAAGCUCCAGUUGAUAAGUGUAGGAUAG
This is a messenger RNA of Hermetia illucens (black soldier fly), 893 nucleotides long. It is a transcript of the gene Ercc1, whose product is annotated as DNA excision repair protein ERCC-1. NCBI's taxonomy places the organism in Eukaryota, Metazoa, Arthropoda, Insecta, Diptera, Stratiomyidae. Gene Ontology annotation, molecular function: single-stranded DNA binding; damaged DNA binding. Gene Ontology annotation, cellular component: nucleus; ERCC4-ERCC1 complex; nucleotide-excision repair factor 1 complex. Gene Ontology annotation, biological process: nucleotide-excision repair; UV-damage excision repair; mitotic recombination. The record is from RefSeq and is a predicted model, not a curated record. The transcript has 3 exons. Bases 81 to 851 code for a protein of 256 amino acids.